ACUUUGACAAGUAGAUUCAGCACGUAAACAAAUGAAAAUGUAAGAAGAAGAAAAUUUAGAAAUGUUUUACUCAAAAAGAUAAAUAAAUAUUUUGUUGUGUGUCUAAUAGAAAUGGAUGAUUCCAAUUUCAAUGUAACUGUGUCUGCUAAGACGAUGCCGAAAUUAUCAACACGAAAAAUUCUCGUUCACUCAUUGACUGAAGCGCAGAAAGAGAUCUUCCUAAAAUACUUAAAAUAUGAUAUUCAAGUAGCGACUGGUAAUGUCCAUGAAUCCUUGAUUGCUCUGAUGGUAAUUGAACUGAACGGAACGAAUACAGCUUAUACCAAAACCAUUUGGUUGAGAUUGUUGAAAUCAUGGACGAAUUACAUAAAAUCAAGUGACUUCACCGGCUCGCCUUGUGACAACACGUUUAGAGAAAUGAUUGACGAUGAAUUGAUAGCGGUACAACCAUCAACAUAUCAACUGUCGUGUAUACUUAAUCAUCUCAUUGCUGAUCAAAAUUCACCAACUGUUUGGAAGCGAAUCAGCAUCGCACUAAGUUCCGGGUCCGGUAUAAAGACUGAAGAUUAUUGGAAAAGAAUUUUCGCUGCAGCAAAGACUCGUACGAUGAUCAAGGCACAGUUGUUGCAAUCACUUCAAUGUAACCAAAUGGAAAUUACGGACGAUCUUCAGAUGACCGAAAUUGAGAAUCGCAUACUUCAGCACGAAAAGUCGUCUGCUAUGGAUCCAGCAGAUAUCGAAGAAACUAACAGUAUCGAUCAGUGUCGCGUUUGCUUGGAAUACGGUAACGGAUUUCUCAAUUUAUUUCACGAUAUGCAUGAAACACCAUCAACGAUCGACAAGCUAAUGGAAUGCUCUCGAAUCAGUCAGAUAACCGAAGACGAUGGAUUUCCCCAAAGUAUCUGCGAAAAUUGUACCAACCAAUUGGAAAUGGCCUAUCAGUUCAGGAUAUUGUCCGAAGUCAGCGAGCAUAAACUCAAAAAUAAAAUUGCAUUCAUCGACGAGGAGAAUAUUGUCGAAGUGGACUCGAUCGAAGAAUGUGAUGAUGGUCUAAGCAUAGGUGGCAAUCAUUCCCCAGUUAUUGAUCAGAUGGAAGCUAGCGACGGAUUCGAAAUUUGGGAACCGGAGCAACAGACCGAGAUCGUUGAGCAAGAAGUCGUUUUACAUCAAUGUGAGACAUGUGGAGUUACGUUCGACACUUUGAAAUUGUUGAAAAAACAUAAACGAAGCCACGUUACUGCACCGGUUGCUUUACGAGAAUGUAAAUUAUGUUCGAAAGUUUUCAAAUCGGAAGCGUUGCUUCGAGCUCAUGGUAGAACGCAUAGCGACUUACGCCCUUACAUUUGUGAGACGUGUGGUAAAUGCUUUAAAACAACCAGUCAGCUGGCGAGUCAUUGUCUCACGCAUUCAGAUGUAAAGAAUUUUGAAUGUCCGAAUUGUCCGUAUCGCGGAAACACCAACAACAAUCUGCGAGUUCAUUUGCGAACGCAUACCCGAGUUCAACCGUAUUCGUGCCGUUUUUGUCAAUGGAAAUUCUCCACAGCAAGCAACAUGCAGAAACACAUCCGGAAUAUUCAUCACAAAAUGCGAACACAUCAGUGUUCCGAAUGUGAAAAAUCCUUUUUCGCCAAGGAAUCUCUGCGGAAACAUAUGGUCACGCACACUGGGGUCAAAUUGUAUUCCUGUUCGAUUUGUGCGGCCUCAUACGCUUGGUACAACGGUUUAAAGAAACAUAUGAGAAUUCAACAUGCCGGUGAGAAGUGCCCAACAGAGAUUACAUUUCAAAGGAACAAAAACAUGUGCUGAAUGAGAGUCUCGAUGAAUAAAUUAUUACGAAAACUU
Molecule: messenger RNA, 1842 nt
Organism: Bradysia coprophila
Lineage: Eukaryota; Metazoa; Arthropoda; Insecta; Diptera; Sciaridae
Biological process (GO): regulation of gene expression
Cellular component (GO): nucleus
Molecular function (GO): zinc ion binding
Source: RefSeq, a predicted model, not a curated record